AUGAACGGAGUGCAGGACUCCAACGGAGUGCGAUAUGGCGUGAACGGAGGAGCGUGGAUGAUUCGACUCGCGUCCCCGUCAGAGAGGACCAGGUCCAGCAUCUGGAACUGGCUCAGGAUCUCGCUCGCAUCUUCAACCACCGAUUCGGAGACUUCUUCCCUGAAGUUGGAGCUCCAGGCCCUGAGUCACACCAAGCCGUCUCGACUGGACCUGCUGCUGGACAUGCCGCCCGCCGGCGUGGACGUCCGGGUCCAGAACUCGUGGAACAACGAGAACCGCUCCCUCAACAUCUUUGUGAAGAACGACAACAAGCUGGUGUUCCACAGGCACCCCGUGCCCCAGAGCACGGACGCCAUCCGGGGCAGCGUGGGCUACACCAAGGGACUGCAUGUGUGGGAGAUCAGCUGGCCCAUGCGACAGGGGGGGACGCACGCCGUGGUGGGGGUGGCUACGAGCGACGCCCCGCUGCACUCGGUGGGCUACACGGCCCUGGUAGGAAGCAACGCCGAGUCCUGGGGCUGGCACCUGUGCAGAAGUAAACUCUACCACGACGGUAAGAACCACCCAGGGAAAACCUACCCGGCCUUCCUCAAGCCAGACGACAUCUUCAUAGUCCCAGACUCGCUCUUAGUGGUGUUGGACAUGGAUGAGGGGACUCUGGGCUACAUAGUUGAUGGACAUUAUUUAGGGGUGGCGUUCAGAGGACUUAAGGGCAGGAAGCUGUACCCAGUGGUCAGCGCCGUGUGGGGACACUGUGAAAUACUAAUCCGGUACAUAAACGGACUUGAACGUCUGGGUUGGCGCCCUCUGUGGGCGGGCGGUCUGGCGCGGGAGCUGGGUGUUCUCUCUGGGGGGGUGGCUCCGGCCCACCUGGGCACAGGCCUUGAUCCUGGCCUGCGUGCCCCCACUGGAGUCCAGUUUCUGCUGGCUGGGGGCCUCCACCCAGGCCUGGUGCUGUCCUGGGGUGUGGUGGGGUGGGUGGGGUCUCGGGGGCGCUGCAGGGUGGGCGCCCUGCGUUCUUUGGCGUACUGGCUCCUGGGUGGGCGUGGCGGCUUGCGGCCCUCGCUUCCUUGUGGCGCGGCCUGGUCCCCCUUCGGGGUGGGGUGCUGCGUGCAGCUGGCCUGUGUUGGGGCUAUGGUGCCUGCCGGGGCGCUGCUCUGA
Messenger RNA from Acanthochromis polyacanthus (spiny chromis), 1161 nucleotides. RefSeq names its product SPRY domain-containing SOCS box protein 1-like. Gene Ontology annotation, cellular component: SCF ubiquitin ligase complex. Gene Ontology annotation, molecular function: protein binding. Bases 1 to 1161 code for a protein of 386 amino acids. The transcript is spliced from 3 exons. Lineage: Eukaryota; Metazoa; Chordata; Actinopteri; Pomacentridae. Gene Ontology annotation, biological process: proteasome-mediated ubiquitin-dependent protein catabolic process. The record is from RefSeq and is a predicted model, not a curated record.